GCCCCGCCGUUCUGUCCUUCAGCGGAUACGUAAACAGUCAACUGCGACUUGGGCAGGCGACUCCUUCUGCCAAGGGGGGUGAAGGUGUGCCGGGGAAAGGAGAGGGCGAGAGAAAGAAAGAGAGAGAGAGGGAGGGCAGGCGCGACACGAGGCGCAGGAGGCGGCACGGGAGCAUCCUGAGAGGAGGAGGAGGAGGAGGAGGAGGAGGAGGAGGAAACAGCAGCAGCAGCACCUCCAAGGAGAGGCCCCCUCCCUCCGCCUCCCCCAGCACCCCCCACCAAGAUCAUUCCGAGGAGAAGAGGAGGGCGACGCGAGGCACGCGCGGAACCAGAGCGGCAACGACGACAAUAACAACAACAACAACAAGUGGACGCCUCUGCCUCUGGAGCGAGUGGCCUGAAAUUGGGCAAACUCAACCACCGCAAGGAAGCGGGGAAAGAGGAGGGAGAAGGGGAGCGAAAGACGGCAGCUGCGGUGGUCUGCGUGUGAGGCGCAUCUCCUGCCUGCCGGUAGCAACAGCCGGCCUCCUCGGGGCUCGAGGAAGAGGAGAAGGCGGAGAAGGAGGGAGCCUUUGCAGAGCGUUGGCUGGCAACCACUGCUCCGUGGAGGCGCGCGAGGCGGCCCCAGAGCAGCGCGAGAGGGACUCCCCUCCCGACCCCUGCGGAGAGAGAGAGAGAGAGAGAGCGGGAGAGAGGCCACGCUCCCGCCCCUUCCAGUCCUGCUCCCGAGGGAGGCGGCGUUGGAUGUCUUCUUUCCCUCAGGGAUGGCUAUAGGGUCAAGCACAACGGGGGACAGGAGGCGAAGUGAGCGGCGCCGGGAUGCCCCAUAAGAGCAGCUCAGGGGGUCGCCGUGCUGUGGCUUCUCUUCCCCUCCAGCCCGCGGGGAAGCCAAGGAAAGCCGUCGCCCGUCCGCCUUCCUUCCCCAUACCCUCCUCCUCCUGAGCGCCGCACCUGUGAAAACAGGUUGCUCAGAACAGCCUCCCCCCUCCCUCCCUUCCUCUCUCUCUCUUUGCAGAUCCUCAACGCUGCCUUUUCUCUGCCCACCGCGGUUAAACAUGUCUGCUGCACAAGACUAACCGAAAGGUGCUCCAUUCCUUUCUGUCCAAUGGGAAACAAAGAACCAGUAUUUCAACCAUCUCCUCCUCAUCCACCUUCUCUCCCCACAAUCGCUGUCCCAGUCAAUGCUUUGCCCAGUUUAAAACACUGUUGAGAGACUGACGGAUGUGGUUAUGAGAAGACCUCCUCACUGUGUAAACAAAAUGAAAACUGGAAGCUCCUUCAACUUUCUAAAGAAAUUUAUCAGCAAUCUCAUUUCUAAGCUGUUGUGAGAAUUCUGACUGUUUUGCACUUGAUUAUGCAAGAAUUCAAAGAGUUUUUUUGUGGGGGAGAAAAACCAGUGCCCUGUCUUUGUUUGCUUAAGUGCAUCGCCUGCAUGAUGCAAAACAUUCAAAAUCAUGAACUCAGAGCUAUGGAUUUUUCAUAAAACUCUGAAGAAAACCCUAACCAAUGGAAUAUCAUAGAUAAAAGGACACCAAAUAUAUUGUCUGGCUACAUCAGCAGAUUCUGUGCUGUACCUGUGAACAUACAUUUGAGGAAUUUUUGUGUCAAAAUCCUCUAUACCCUAAGAAAUGGAACUCUUGCCUCUGAGAAAUCUAUGGUGUGAAAACUCAAGUCGUUUGCUAGCCUGAGACAACACUUUUUCCAAAACAUGGCUUUCCAAACUUUAGUGGUCUUAUCAUUCUCAUGCAGUGAUAAAGGCUAAGAAAACAGACAUCUUUUUCUUCUUAAGUAUUCAAAAACAAGCACAUACAACAUGGAGGUUGCAAUGGUAAGCGCGGAGAGCUCUGGGUGCAAUAGUCACAUGCCUUAUGGAUAUGCAGCCCAAGCAAGAGCCAGGGAGAGAGAACGACUAGCACAGUCCAGGGCGGCGGCAGCGGCAGCUGUAGCAGCAGCAACAGCAGCAGUAGAAACAGGUUCUGGAGGUGGAGGAGGGCCCCAUCAUCACUACCACCAGGAACAGGGGCGUGGGGCUUCCUCAUCUUCCUGUGGCGGGAACACAUCACACAGUGGGUAUAGUCAAAAUGGCAGAAGAAAAAAACAUCGGAGGAAAAAGACUCGUUGUCUUGGCAGCAGGGAGUUUGGUUCCUCUUUCCCUUGCUCUGAAUUGUUGCCUCUCAGUGGCUCUGAGGAAAAGAUCCUCAAGGAUUUGAGUGAAGAGGAUGAGGACGAGGAAGAAGAGGAGGAGGAAGAUGAUGGAGAGGAUGAAGAAGACGAGCGGAAGUUGUACUACAGUGAUGAGGAUGGUGAAGAUGAGCUUUCCUUUACAGACCACCCUCCUGAAGAUGGUGCUGGACCUGGAGGUUACACUUCUGUCCGCUAUAGUGAGUAUGAGUGUUGUGAACGGAUUGUCAUCAAUGUGUCUGGCCUGAGGUUUGAAACCCAGAUGAAGACCCUGGCUCAGUUCCCCGAGACACUACUGGGUGAUCCUGCUAAGCGGGGCAGGUAUUUUGACCCACUCCGGAAUGAGUAUUUUUUUGACAGGAACCGUCCCAGCUUUGAUGCCAUUUUAUAUUACUAUCAGUCUGGUGGGCGUCUGAAAAGGCCAGUUAACGUGCCCUUUGACAUUUUCAGUGAGGAAGUAAAAUUCUAUGAACUUGGGGAAGAGGCCAUGCUCAAGUUCAGAGAAGAUGAAGGGUUUGUCAAGGAGGAAGAUGACAAGGUGUUGCCUGAAAAUGAAUUCAAGAAACAAAUAUGGCUGCUCUUUGAGUACCCUGAGAGCUCUAGCCCAGCCCGAAUCAUUGCCAUAGUCUCAGUGUUGGUCAUUUUAAUUUCUAUUGUCAUUUUCUGUCUUGAGACGCUGCCAGAGUUCAGAGAUGAGAAAGAGCUCAUUUUGACCCAAAACUUGGAGAAUGUUAAUGAGACCCUGCUGCAAAGUGGGGGUUACACCAUCUUUAAUGAUCCCUUUUUCAUUAUUGAGACCGUCUGCAUCAUUUGGUUCUCUUUUGAGUUUACAGUGCGUUGCUUUGCCUGCCCUAGCAAAGCAGCUUUCUUCAAGAACAUCAUGAACAUCAUAGACAUCGUUUCCAUUUUGCCUUACUUCAUCACCCUGGGCACAGACUUGGCCCAGCAGCAGGGCAGUAAUGGUCAACAGGCCAUGUCCUUUGCCAUCCUGAGAAUCAUCCGUCUUGUCAGGGUGUUUCGCAUCUUCAAGCUCUCUAGACAUUCGAAGGGUUUGCAGAUCCUGGGUCACACUCUCAGGGCCAGUAUGAGGGAACUGGGACUCCUAAUCUUCUUCUUAUUUAUUGGAGUCAUUUUGUUUUCCAGUGCUGUUUAUUUUGCAGAAGCUGAUGAAGCUGCCACCCAUUUUCAAAGCAUCCCAGAUGCCUUUUGGUGGGCUGUUGUGACCAUGACUACGGUUGGCUAUGGGGACAUGAAGCCUAUAACUGUAGGUGGGAAAAUAGUUGGGUCCCUGUGUGCCAUUGCAGGUGUGUUGACCAUUGCUUUACCAGUGCCAGUGAUUGUCUCCAACUUUAACUAUUUUUACCACAGAGAGACUGAUAAUGAGGAACAGACCCAGCUGACACAAAAUGCAGUCAGUUGUCCAUACCUUCCAACUAUAAUCAAGAAAUUUCGAAGUUCAUCUUCUUCUUCCACAGAGGACAAAUCAGAAUAUUUGGAGAUGGAGGAAGGGAUUAAAGAGUCUCUCUGUGUGAAGGAAAAAAAGUGUCAGGUCACAGGAAAUGGGAAUGAGACAGCAAAACAAAACUGUGUAAAUGCAAAAUCUGUGGAAACGGAUGUUUAAUUUUGACUGUUUCCAAACCUAUUUAUGCAUUAAAGAGUGCAUUGGUUAAAAAUGAAAUAUGCAAAAUGGAGUCCAGAUAAGCAUAUAGAAAUAUGCCGUUUACUGGUUAUAUAUGAAUUACAAAGCAUUAGUUGAACUUGUAUUGCAUAUCAAGAAAGUGAUAUACCUUGUGAAGGGGGCUUUACCUGAAAUAGUUUCAAAGUUUAUAUUUUUACUAGAAUGCAGGAGUUUUGCACAUGAGGGAGAUAAUUUUACUUUUAAGGAGGAUGUGUUUAAACUAUCCACCUCACAUACUGCCCACUGGUAAAAGUUAGCAUUUCAAGGUAUUUACUAUGUAAGAAAAAAUGAAGUUCAGUAGCCAUGUAUUCAUUUGUUAAUGCUUUAAAACAGCUACCAUAAUUCAGUCGAUUCCAUAGCCUUUGAUUUCAAAAUGCUAAGGAUUAUUGUGGGAAACUUUAUGGAAAGUCCAAAUUUAAUCUUAAAAAUGCUUAAAUAUAUUUUUUACAAAACAACAAAUGGAUGUCCAAUUGUUGAAGAUGAAACAGAGCCCCCAGAAAUGGUUUAUUUUUGUAUCAGUGUUUUGGAGAUCUGGCAGCAUUUGUUAUAUGAAAGAAUUGAAGUAAGAAAAUCAUUUCACAUGGUCUGGAUGCAGUGGAAAAGUGACUGGAUUGCUUUUUUGCACUACUUUAUAUGCUGGAGAAAUUCUGACAGAGACUUCAUACUGUGAAUGUUUACUAAUGUUCAAUGACAAUCAUUGGAAGAGUGAAUCCCACAUCUUUAUUUUCAUGUAUUUAUUCUUUGCGUGAUACUGAUUGGCUAAGUGGAUAACUUUAAAUGAAUUCCAUGGUCUUUUAAUUACAAAUAUCUGUUAUCUGGAAAAAAGGAUUGUAAAGUAAAAUUUUAUAAUCAUC
Messenger RNA from Anolis carolinensis (green anole), 4712 nucleotides. It is a transcript of the gene kcna4, whose product is annotated as potassium voltage-gated channel subfamily A member 4. The record is from RefSeq and is a predicted model, not a curated record. The transcript has 2 exons. Gene Ontology annotation, cellular component: voltage-gated potassium channel complex; dendritic spine; membrane. Lineage: Eukaryota; Metazoa; Chordata; Lepidosauria; Squamata; Anolidae. Gene Ontology annotation, biological process: protein homooligomerization; potassium ion transmembrane transport. Gene Ontology annotation, molecular function: potassium ion binding; delayed rectifier potassium channel activity; protein binding. Bases 1813 to 3801 code for a protein of 662 amino acids.